CUCUCCCGAGGUCGGUUCAUGAGAGCCAGUGGAAGCUCUUGGCGGAAUUGCGUCACUUGUUUCCUGCCUCUUAUCCACCCCGUGAGAUUGUCUCCGGCGGCAGUAGUCCGGCGACAGUAGUGUGGUUGACAGAGGUAGUUCCCGGUCUCAGGCUCAGCAUGCGGUGCACUAGCCCAGCUAUCCUAGUGACCUUUUGCGCCCUGCUUUGGAUCUCGAACCUAGUGCAGGCGCAGGACCAGGAUACCGAUACGCAGUUGGAGGCUGACUGUGAAGUAUGUAAAGCGUUCUUAAACCGAUUCUACAACUCCUUGCUCACCAGAGGAGUAGACUUUUCUGUGGACACCAUAGAGGAAGAGUUGGCCAGCUUUUGCUUGGAUGCCAAAGGAAAAGAAAGCCACCUGUGUUAUUAUCUAGGAGCCAGCAAAGAUUCAGCCACCAAGAUCCUAGGUGAAGUCACACGUCCCUUGAGCGUGCACGUACCCAUAGUGAAGAUCUGUGAGAGGCUGAAGAAGAUGAACAGCCAGAUUUGUAAGCUAAACUAUGAGAAGAAAUUGGACUUGGCAUCGGUGGACCUAUGGAAGAUGAGAGAUGCAGAAUUGAAGCAGAUCCUGCACAGCUGGGGGGAAGAGUGCAGGGCCUGUGCAGAGAAAAAUGACUAUGUGAACCUCAUUAAAGAACUGGCCCCCAAAUAUGUAGAGAUACACCCCCAAAUAGAGCUCUGACUUCAGCUAUCAGUGCACAUGGACUGUAGUUAGAGCAAAACAACUGUCUAAGUUGUCUAAGUAAUAGAAGUUACUAUUACUCAUAUAAAGGAAAUUCAUUCAAAGAAUACAAAUCAAGAAUCCACAA
Molecule: messenger RNA, 849 nt
Organism: Cricetulus griseus (Chinese hamster)
Lineage: Eukaryota; Metazoa; Chordata; Mammalia; Rodentia; Cricetidae
Source: RefSeq, a predicted model, not a curated record